AUGUGUUGGUCCCGCCUCCCGCCCGCCCCGCCCACCAGGGGGAGGGAAGAGGAGCAGGCGGGGCAGGAGGCGGAGUUGCCGCCCGGGAGCCGGCGCCGGUGGCUGGAAGCGGGCAGGGGAGCAGCAGCAGCAGCAGGGAGCCGCCUCCUCCUCCGCUUGCCCUGCCGCGCCACCCGGGCCCUCCGCCGCCGUUGCCGCCUUCCUCCGCCGCCCGGACCGGUGCGCCUCCCGCCCGCCCCCCCCCCCGAGGGUGACCGCCGCCGCCGCCACUGGGGCCCGGCGGGGGUCCGAUCCGCAGCUGCCCGCGCCCUGCAGGAGGGGAUGAGCGGCCCGGAGGAGGAUGCAGGAGCCAGCCCCGUGCCCAGCCCGGGCGACCCGGCGGACGACGAGCCACCACAGAAACGACAAAGAACUGUAGAAGACUUCAACCAGUUCUGCACCUUUGUGCUAGCCUAUGCAGGCUAUAUCCCAUACCCAAGGGAGAAUGAGCCGUGGCCUCUUACGGGCAACAUGAGCCCUCAGAACAGCACGGGAAGCACCCGAGAUAGCGACAGUUGCGCCUCGUCGCAGUACUGCGACUCCCAGAUGCUGUCCGAUGACGGAGGGAUCAGGAACGCCAAAUGCAAAGGGACCGGGGACCUGUUCCUGAACUGCUCUGAUGUUUCCGGCAGCUUCUGCCCUACCCGGCCCCAUCAAGCUAAGAAAAAGAAGCAGUCGGCGAAGAAGCUCAUCUUGGACCGAGAGGCUGACAAGAGGGUGAUGCCCGUGAGCACGAAGGACGUCAAGCUGGAAAGGAUGGAGCCAGGAGGAGAGACUGAAGGGAAAGGAGAGGAGCUGGACUCCUGCCUCCCAAGGGAAGGACUGCAGUCAAAAUCCCUUCUAGAGCAGUACAUAAACGAGGAAAACGGUUGGAUCUAUGGGGUGCAGUCAGCCGAAAAACCAGCGACUGGACCUCUUGGGCCUGAGGAACAGCGCACGUGCAAAGAGGAAAGAGUCAGCCCUGCCUGCUGGAACAUAAGAGAGCAGAGCAGUGAGGAAGAGCUGAGCAGAGAUGGCCUCCAGCUCAGUACAUCAUCUGAGGAGUUUGCUGCUUCCUCAGACAGCAAAACAGAUGAGGACGACGCGUGGGAUCUGAUCACUUGCUUCUGCUUAAAGCCUUUCGCUGGGAGACCCAUGAUUGAGUGCAACGAGUGCACCACCUGGAUUCACCUCUCCUGUGCCAAGAUCCGCAAAUCCAACGUGCCCGACAUUUUCAUCUGCCAGCGGUGUCGCGAUGCAAAGCAGGAGAUCCGCCGCUCCAACCGAGCCCGCACUGUGCCACGCAAGCGCUUUUGUGACUGACUCUGGUCCAAGGGGUCGUCAGGUUC
Molecule: messenger RNA, 1367 nt
Organism: Euleptes europaea (tarantolino)
Lineage: Eukaryota; Metazoa; Chordata; Lepidosauria; Squamata; Sphaerodactylidae
Product: PHD finger protein 13-like
Exons: 7
Coding region: 1-1341 (446 amino acids)
Biological process (GO): mitotic chromosome condensation
Molecular function (GO): chromatin binding
Source: RefSeq, a predicted model, not a curated record